CUCCCUGUGACUCAGUCACUUUUCCCUGGGUUUUCUUUCCAACGCAGGUGGAGGAUUAGACCAAUUAGACGAUUACUUACAGGUGUGACAUUUAGUCUGGAACGUUGUCGUCCUGCUGUGGUCUACUCAUGCUAGCUGUUUCAGGUGGGAUUAUUAGAAAUUAUUUUAGGGAAUUACUGAAGCGUACACUUGAGGGAAAACACACGUUGAAUAACGGAUACUUCUUCGAACUUUUUUUUUUUUUUUUGUCGCCACCAUUUUUUAAAAUUUUUAUAGCCCAGGAAACCCGAUUUCCGGUUUGCCUCCGAAGUACUGCAUGCAUCUUGACGCAGCGUACCGCCGCGCCGUUGGUCGACGGGAUAACCAGAGGAAGGCAGAGGGACCGGAGUCGAACGUCUGACAGACUCAGACGAGCUGCUAUUGUGUAACGCGGGCCUUUGCUUUUUUUGUUAUCAGUCGAGGCUGCAACUGCAGCGAGGAGGAAAUAGAAGAGGAGGAGAAGAAGGAGGAGGAGCAGGUGGAGGAGCGGCUGCUGCUGUUCUCCUCAUUGUUCUUGUUUGGAGCUCCCACCGGGAGUGGAGGUACUGACGGAGCGGAGCGGAGCUCGCAUCGGCCGCUGGCGGAGGAACCUGCACAUGUAGUAACUGUGUGUUUUUCACCGCUGUGAGACGGCUGGGGGACGGACAGAAGGAGUGUGGAGACCAGCACCUGGAAAUCCAAGCUAGAAUAAUUCAUUCACAUACAACAGUAAUAGGUGGUAUGAAGGUGCGGCUGAUUUAGUGGAAUCCAUUUCAGAGGAAGGGAAGGACAAGGGUGAUGCAGCAGGAGAGGUGGAGGAGGAGGAGGCCCAGACUGAUGAUUUUAUGAUUCCAGCAUCCAUCACAGACCUGGAGCAUCAUCGGCGAGGAGAAGACAAACUGCACACUGACCUGGAAUCUGUUCGUGGUUUGGCUAUUUACCGAUGUGUGUGAGGAGCAGGAGGUGAAUCUGUGUUUUGACAACAUUGAUUUUAAUUCCACACACACCAUCACAUAUUCAGAUUUAGGCCGAUGUUGUGAGUGUGUGUGACGCCAGCAGAGCAGAGCAGCAGCAGCAGCACAGAAGCGCGCAUGUGUAUGGAGACGCGCCUGCAUGUCUGAGCAUCAUCUGGUUUCCUCACAGCCUUCUUCCUCCACGGGGAUGAUACACGCGCGAUUGUUCCACAUCCGCAGGUGAACCAAGAGAAGAAUCAGACAUGAUGCUGACGCUGCUGCUGCCAUUUCCUGUCCGCCUCUGAUAGAGAGACCAAGGCGCGGAGCGGAGCACGGCACUGGACAGCAAAAAAAUCUCUCCCCUCACCUCUCCUUCGCACCUCCUUUUCCCCCAUCAUCUCUCGCCUCCCCCCCUUCCCUAACCGAUCCUCCUCACCAUUGCUAGUGAUCCGGAGAGCUACCCACUCCUCCAUCCUUCCUUACCCUCUCUUCACCCUCCUUAACGCCUCUUAACGCACUUACACGCGCAAGGCCCUCUUACGCACAAGCACGCACGGACGCCGUGUACACAGCCAUCAUGGAGACGACCAAGCUGCCUCCGUCCAGUCCGUCUUCACCCACCACCAGCUUCUCGGUGCCGUCUGCGGAGAAGGUGGAUGGCUUUCCUCGGAGGUCCAUGCGCAGGGCCCGGCAGAGGAGGUCCCACAGCUCGUCCCAGUUCCGGUACCAGAGCUCCCAGGUGGAGCUUACACCACUGCCCCUGCUCAAAGAUGCCCCGGUGGCGGAGUUACACGACCUUUUCUGCAAGAAGCUGCAGCAGUGCUGCGUGCUGUUUGAUUUCCUGGACUGCGUUGCAGACCUGAAGGGAAAGGAGAUCAAACGUGCGGCGCUGAACGAGCUGGUCGAGAGUGUGGCCACCAGCAGAGGAGUCCUCAUAGAGCCUCUGUACCCAGAGGCUAUAAAGAUGAUCUCUGUGAACAUCUUUCGGACUCUGCCUCCCAGUGAGAAUCCGGAAUUUGACCCUGAGGAAGAUGAACCAACACUUGAAGCCUCCUGGCCUCAUCUGCAGCUGGUGUAUGAGUUUUUCCUGCGUUUCCUGGAGAGUCCGGACUUCCAGCCCUCUAUGGCCAAACGUUACGUGGACCAGAAGUUUGUCCUACAGCUCCUGGAGCUGUUUGACAGCGAGGACCCCAGGGAGCGGGAGUACUUAAAGACCAUCCUGCACCGUGUCUAUGGAAAACUACUGGGUCUCAGAGCCUACAUCCGCAAACAAAUCAACAACAUUUUCCUCAGGUUCAUUUACGAAACUGAGCACUUCAAUGGAGUCGCGGAGCUGCUGGAAAUCCUCGGCAGCAUCAUCAAUGGAUUUGCUCUGCCCCUGAAGGCGGAACACAAGCAGUUCCUGGUUCGAGUCCUCAUCCCGCUGCACACAGCAAAGUCUCUCUCCAUUUUCCACGCACAGCUGGCCUACUGUGUGGUGCAGUUCAUGGAGAAAGAUGCGACAGUCACUGAAUAUAUUAUCAGAGGGCUGCUUAAGUACUGGCCAAAAACCUGCACGCAGAAAGAGGUGAUGUUCCUGGGGGAGAUCGAGGAGAUCCUGGACGUGAUUGAACCCUCUCAGUUCAUCAGGGUCCAGGAGCCGCUCUUCAAAGAGAUCGCAGCCUGUAUCUCCAGCCCUCAUUUCCAGGUAGCGGAGCGGGCUCUUUACUUCUGGAACAACGAAUACAUCCUCAGUCUGAUAGAAGAGAACUGUCAAGUCAUCCUGCCUCUGGUCUUUGCCACGCUCUACAGAGUCUCCAAGGAGCACUGGAACCAGACCAUCGUGUCUCUGAUCUACAACGUGCUGAAGACCUUCAUGGAGAUGAACAGCAAGCUGUUUGAUGACCUCACUGCCUCCUACAAAGUGGAGAAGCAGAAGGAGAUGAAGAGAGAAAGGGAGCGAGCAGAGCUGUGGCGAGGUCUGGAGGAGUACCAAGACCGUCGCAUGCAGAUGCUCACCGAGGCUGCCAGGAACCAACGCAACCUCCAGGAGCGAGGAGAACGAGGGGACCCGCCCACACCUUCAUCCCCGCAGACGGCUCACUCCAACCAGUCUGAGCCCAAAGCGUGCGGGGCCUCCUCUGGAGCUGGGGAGAGCGCCACCUAGGUGCUGCUCUUCUGCAUUCGGUUAACACAGGGGUUAAGGGACAAGAAGAAGGCAUGGCAUUGGUGGUGUAAUUGCUGGGAGACAGAGAUAGAGAGGUACAACAUUCUUUUAACCUUGUAUCAUGGAGGAGGUGGCUUUUAAAUCUAAAAGCACAGACUCGUUGAUCCAAGGUAAAAAAAAAAAGAGAAAACAAAUAUCACCUUUUAGCAGAGAGAUUUGUGUGAAACUGGUUUACUUUUUUUUUUUUUUGCUGUACACGUCUUACGUUGCAGAUCAGAAGAUAAAUAUUGACCGUCAGUGCAGACUGUUUAACUGUCUAUUUAACUGCAGGUCAGUACUUAAAAGCUGCUCUGCCUCUAGAUAAGAGAUGAAAUUUCUCUUUUGGUGCAAAACUGUCAAGUUUAUCAUGUGUCCAAGUUGUUUCACUCUGCAUUUUAUCAACCUGAGUCUGUACUGUGGCUCGGUAUUCAUCUUUUGGUCACAGAUGCUCGGUUCAUGCGUGGAUAGCACAACACUUUAUUGACAAAAAGAAGCAAUUUCACACAAAAGGUUCCCAAUAUUAUCGCUGUACACACACACACACACACACGUAUUAUCUGUAAAUAUGAGAAAACAGAACAACUCAGAGUUUAUCCAAUUCAAACUAAUGUAACACAACAACAAUGAGUAAUUGAUGCACCAACAUUUAAAAAAAAAAAACCCACAAACACACACACGUAUACAUACACGCACACACACACAGCUGGUUCUGGCGCUAACUCUACUCCCAUUCUGUCUGGUCCCACACGACAAGAACGAUCUAAAGUCCCUCCAGGUUAAAUAACCAAGGAUAAAGAUGAUGACGACAUGAAGUACAAUAAUGUUCCUUCUUCUUACUUGUUACUCUACUACUACUACUCUACUCUACUCUAAGUACUACUGAUGAUGAUGAUAAUGUUUUUAUAUAUAUAAAUAUAUAUAUACAUAUGUCUCUGGAUAUUUCUGUAGUGUACAAUGAAAGAACACUAGUGUAGCAGGUUCCAUAAAGGGGAAGUCUGUAAUCACAUCACCCAAGGUGGAGCUGUGUGAGGCCGUAGUGUGAGCGCUGAACUUCAGCUGGAGUACUGUAGUCUUUAGCAGACCUUACGGAGGGGGAGGAAACAACUGGAACUUCGGCGGUGGCUUUUCUCUCAUUUUAAAAUACACAUUUUUAAAAACAUCUAUGUAAUAUUUAAAAGUAAUCUGUGUCAUUGGUUGAAAGGGGAUAAAGUCAUUUUGACAUAUUCCCACAACAUCACAUGUUGUACAACGUUCACCUAGCCCCUGCAGAUGACUUUAAUACAUUUCCAAACAAUUGCAAAGCUAAUUUGAAAAUAGUUAGAAGCUAAUUAGAAAAUAGCUUCAGUGUAUUCGCUCUUGACAACUGAAAAACAUAACAGCCAUGCAGUUUAAAAAAUCCAAAUAAUAAUGAAUAAAAAGGGACGAGGGAUAAAAGAAAGAGAUAACGUAAUAUUUAGACACCAGACAAUAAAACACCCUGUCACAAAAACUGACAAAAACUUUUAUUUGCAUAUUGGCGAAAAUAUUCCAGCUUUUCCCAUUUACAUCAGUAUACUUCCAAAUCCAUUAGGUAACCACUGUUCAGUGCCACCCUUUGCCAGUCUGAAAUUAUACAUGUUUAAUUUUAAGCGUGGUUUUGUGCAAUACAUACAGAGUGUCAUAUUUUUUAUUUUUUCUGGGUCCCAGUUUUUAAGUUUUAUUAUUAAUGAAAACACUGUAUUCCAAGAGAAAAGUGCCAAAAUUCCAGUUGGCCUUCUGAUCCCACGCCAUCUGUUCCUAAAGGCUCAGCUGAUCUGGUGCUGCCAGAUCAGCAUCAUGAUGAUGAUGAUGAUGAUGAUGAUGAUGAUGAUAAUAACCAACAAAGAUCUGUUUAUUCUUGUCUGAUUCCUAUAAUUGAGUGACAGCAUAAAGAGACGGUGAAAAAAAAUAGAAAAAAAAAUUAGCAAUAUUUUCAUUCUUUCAGGAUAAUCUGUGUUUUUAAACGUGGGUGUCACACUCAAAAGUUACCCACACUCUUGUUUUUACUCCUGUUGCGUCCUUGAUAUUCACAUUGUCUUAAAGGUACUUUCUGUGUACAUUUAUUUAAUGAAAAAUGAUUUUUGUUUUUGCUUUGUAUUUAUGUUGUUUACUUUCUUGGGUUUUGUAUAAUCUUGUUCAUUUUUGUGGAAAACUGAUACUGAUGCUAUUUAUUUUCUAUUUGAUCAGGAAAUGUAACUUUAUUUGAAGAUGACGGUAAGGUUGUGUGUGCGCGGAUGUUUGUGUGUGUGUGUGUGAGCAGUGAGUGAAAAAGCAAAUUGGAAAUGUGUAAGGACUGAGUGUCAGAACGAGGGAAAACACUUCUCUCUCGAUCCUUGUCUCCUUCCAGAAGGACAGGGUUUGGAUCUGAAUGUAUCGUAAAACAAAACGAUUGUUUUUUUUUCUUACGCUUGAUGCGCAGAGAUACUUACUGCCUGCUUCAGAACCAAACAUUCAGAAACUUUUCAGACCAGCAGUUUUUCCCGAAAAUCACCUACUUUACAUUAUGCCUGAGUCAACAAUGCUCUGAAAUCCAUUUAGCUGUAAUGUUUACAUGUAUUUUUUUUAGUCAGAGUGACACACAAAUAUACACGCGCUAUAUUUACAAUUUGUUCCACAUAAACCAAUUUACAUUUCUUCACUUGGUUCUGCAACAAAUGCAAAAUCAACUGCAGUGACUAUUUUGUAAUUAAAUAAUUUGAAUUUGUAACGAGCAAUGUAUUCUCACUUUUAUGCUCCAAAAAUGUAGUUUUUAUGCAGGAAGAGUCAGGAGGUGACAUGUCAUUCGAUCAUAAAAUGGUACUGCAUUUUGUUAGACUGGAGCAGUGGUUCUCAAAGUGCAAGAUUUGUUUCCCUAAGGGGGCGCCAGAGUUAGAGUUGGAGAAGGGAAGGAAACAAAGAGUUGAGUGCAGGAGAACAUGUAAACUGGCUAACUUACAUGGGAAGAAACAGCAUGAUCAUGAUUAUAUUCAUUUCCCAGUUCUUGUCUGCUUUCACCUGUCUGCUGACACCUGGUCUGUCCUAGUACCAUCACUGUAUACAAUUUAUAGUUUUCAUUGGUUUAUUUGUGCGUGUAGUGAUAGCUUAGUGAAAACAGUGGCUUAUUACUUGUGCAGACCCCAUGAAGUGACUCAGCUGCAAAUUCAGUUAGACUGGAUUUCAAGUGUUGUUUUGACUCGGGCAAAUCAAAAUAGACCCAACCUUGCUGUCAUAAACUGAGCUUGAGAUUUUAUGAUUAUUUUUAUUUGAUUUGCUUGUUCACUAAAACCACAUGAUUGUCACUGAAUUCUGCCAGUAGAUGCUGGUCCAACCUUUCUAAACAUCCCAAUGACCAUUUAAAUUGAUCAGUGGUAUUGAUCAGUUGGAAUACAGCUUUUCAUCACAGACCUGCUCGAGAACUUGAGUGAGAGCACGAGAGGAGAGUGUUGGUAGAGAACAGGGAAUGGUCGCACAGACAGCCAUCAGGAGCUGCCUUCACGGUCACAUCUCCUCCAUGUGGUCACUUUGACCAUAUACAAACCAAUGCUUUAAAUCAUACCGGAGGUGUGAGUGGAGCUGGUGAACACAGCCAGCCUGGAUACUAAAAGUAAAAAUACAGGAGCAGGACAAGAAAAGAAAAGACAUAGAGAUAGAUGAUAUAGAAUGGCAAUAAGUCAGAGCAGUAGUAACAGUGAAAAUAUGAUGUUAUUAAAAACCUUCAACCGCAUAACGUAGCAAUUUCACUCAGUUUCUAGAUUUGCACUGUUUGCCCAAUGGUCUGUGUUUGUUGUGCUGAAGAAAAACCUUAGAGAUGAUGCGAAAGAUGAGGCAGAAAACGAAGAAGAUGAUGUAUAUUUUGGGGACCAACACAGUGGUAGGGGGUUUGAAUGUAGAGAGGCUUACUACUGUAUGUAUCAUUACAGUGGGUGUAGAAUGGAAGAAAAAAAAUAUGUGCUAAUGAAAAUGAAACUUCACUUUGAGAAAAACUA
Molecule: messenger RNA, 7139 nt
Organism: Cynoglossus semilaevis (tongue sole)
Lineage: Eukaryota; Metazoa; Chordata; Actinopteri; Pleuronectiformes; Cynoglossidae
Gene: ppp2r5b
Product: protein phosphatase 2, regulatory subunit B', beta
Exons: 13
Coding region: 1549-3117 (522 amino acids)
Biological process (GO): protein dephosphorylation; signal transduction
Cellular component (GO): protein phosphatase type 2A complex; cytosol; nucleus
Molecular function (GO): protein phosphatase activator activity
Source: RefSeq, a predicted model, not a curated record